Molecule: messenger RNA, 2715 nt
Organism: Budorcas taxicolor (takin)
Lineage: Eukaryota; Metazoa; Chordata; Mammalia; Artiodactyla; Bovidae
Gene: PTCHD4
Product: patched domain containing 4
Exons: 3
Coding region: 1-2715 (904 amino acids)
Cellular component (GO): membrane
Source: RefSeq, a predicted model, not a curated record
AUGUGCUUUUUAAGACGGCCGGGAGCGCCUGCGAGCUGGAUUCGGUGGAGGAUGCUGCGGCAGGUGCUUCGCAGAGGGCUCCAGUCGUUCUGCCACAGGCUGGGCUUGUGCGUGAGCCGGCACCCCGUCUUUUUCCUCACCGUGCCCGCAGUCCUGACCAUCACCUUCGGCCUCAGCGCGCUCAACCGCUUCCAGCCCGAGGGCGACCUGGAGCGCCUGGUCGCUCCCAGCCACAGCCUGGCCAAGAUCGAGCGCAGCCUGGCCAGCAGCCUUUUCCCCCUGGACCAGUCCAAAAGCCAGCUCUAUUCGGACUUACACACCCCCGGGAGGUAUGGCAGGGUGAUCCUCCUCUCCCCACCCGGGGACAAUAUUUUGCUCCAGGCUGAGGGGAUUCUGCAGACCCAUCGAGCCGUGCUGGAAAUGAAGGUGAACUACAAGGGCUAUAAUUAUACUUUUUCCCAUCUGUGUGUGUUGAGAAAUCAGGAUAAGAAAUGCGUGCUGGAUGAUAUUAUUUCAGUGCUAGAGGAUCUCAGGCAGGCUGCCGUCUCCAAUAAGACAACAGCCAGGGUGCAAGUGAGGUAUCCCAACACUAAAUUAAAGGAUGGGAGAAACAGUUUUAUUGGACACCAGCUGGGCGGGGUAGUGGAAGUGCCAAACAGCAAGGACCAGCGGGUCAAGUCAGCCAGAGCCAUUCAAAUCACCUACUACCUCCAGACCUAUGGCUCUGCCACUCAGGACCUCAUAGGGGAGAAGUGGGAGAAUGAGUUCUGUAAACUUAUGCAGAAGCUCCAGGAGGAGCCCCAGGACCUCCAGCUCUACUCGUUAGCAUCCUUUAGCCUCUGGAGAGACUUUCAUAAGACCAGCAUUCUGGCCAGGAGCAAGGUCCUAGUGAGCCUCAUGCUGAUCCUGACCACAGCCACCCUCUCCAGCUCCAUGAAGGACUGUUUGCGUGGCAAGCCCUUCCUGGGCCUCCUGGGGGUGCUCACCGUGUGCAUCUCCGUCAUUACUGCAGCUGGGAUCUUCUUCAUCACCGAUGGAAAGUACAAUUCCACCCUGCUGGGAAUCCCGUUCUUCGCCAUGGGUCAUGGAACGAAAGGAGUGUUUGAGCUUCUAUCUGGAUGGCGGAGAACCAAAGAGAAUUUGCCCUUCAAAGACAGGGUGGCAGAUGCUUAUUCGGAUGUGAUGGUGACCUAUACCAUGACCAGCUCCCUGUACUUUAUCACCUUCGGCAUGGGCGCCAGCCCGUUCACCAACAUAGAGGCUGUGAAGGUCUUCUGUCAGAACAUGUGCGUCUCCAUCCUGUUGAACUACUUCUACAUUUUCUCCUUCUUUGGCUCCUGUCUCGUCUUUGCUGGCCAACUAGAGCAAAACCGCUACCACAGCAUCUUUUGCUGUAAGAUCCCUUCUGCAGAAUACCUGGGCCGCAAGCCUGUGUGGUUCCAGACAGUGAUGAGCGACGGACAUCAACAGACAUCCCAUCACGAGACGAACCCCUACCAGCACCACUUUAUUCAGCACUUCCUCCGUGAACAUUACAAUGAAUGGAUUACCAACAUCUACGUGAAGCCAUUUGUGGUCAUCCUCUAUCUCAUCUACGCCUCCUUCUCCUUCAUGGGGUGCUUGCAGAUUAGUGAUGGAGCCAACAUCAUCAAUCUACUAGCCAGCGAUUCCCCAAGCGUAUCUUAUGCCAUGGUUCAGCAGAAAUAUUUCAGCAACUACAGCCCUGUGAUAGGAUUCUACGUCUACGAGCCCCUCGAGUACUGGAACAACAGUGUCCAGGAGGACCUUCGGAGACUCUGUAGUGGGUUCACUGCAGUGUCCUGGGUGGAGCAGUAUUACCAGUUCCUGAAAGUGAGCAACAUCAGUGCCAAUAACAAGAGUGACUUUAUUAGUGUCCUACAAAGUUCAUUUUUAAAAAAGCCAGAAUUCCAGCAUUUUCGAAACGAUAUCAUCUUCUCCAAGGCAGGAGAUGAAAACAACAUCAUUGCUUCUCGCUUGUAUCUGGUGGCCCGGACAAGCAGAGACAAGCAGAAGGAAGUCAUAGAAGUGCUGGAAAAGUUGAGGCCUCUGUCCUUGUCAAAGAGCAUCCGGUUCAUCGUGUUCAACCCCUCCUUCGUGUUCAUGGACCAUUACAGCUUAUCUGUCACCGUGCCUGUUCUGAUUGCAGGCUUUGGUGUCCUCCUGGUGUUAAUCCUGACUUUUUUCCUAGUGAUCCACCCUCUGGGAAACUUCUGGCUAAUUCUUAGCGUCACCUCAAUUGAGCUGGGCGUUCUGGGCUUAAUGACGCUAUGGAACGUCGACAUGGAUUGCAUUUCUAUCUUGUGCCUUAUCUACACUUUCAAUUUUGCCAUUGACCACUGUGCACCACUGCUUUACACGUUUGUAUUAGCAACUGAGCACACCCGAACACAAUGUAUAAAAAGCUCCCUUCAAGAGCAUGGGACAGCCAUUUUGCAAAAUGUUACUUCUUUUCUUAUUGGGUUGGUCCCCCUCCUAUUUGUGCCUUCGAACCUGACCUUCACACUGUUCAAAUGCUUGCUGCUCACCGGGAGUUGCACACUUCUGCACUGUUUUGUUAUCUUGCCUGUGUUCCUAACCUUUUUCCCCCCUUCUAAAAAGCACCACAAGAAAAAGAAACGUGCCAAACGAAAGGAGAGAGAGGAAAUCGAAUGCAUAGAAAUUCAAGAGAACCCUGAUCACGUCACUACCGUCUGA